This is a messenger RNA of Topomyia yanbarensis, 11105 nucleotides long. RefSeq names its product protein apterous. Bases 1258 to 2652 code for a protein of 464 amino acids. The record is from RefSeq and is a predicted model, not a curated record. Lineage: Eukaryota; Metazoa; Arthropoda; Insecta; Diptera; Culicidae. The transcript is spliced from 8 exons. Gene Ontology annotation, molecular function: RNA polymerase II transcription regulatory region sequence-specific DNA binding; DNA-binding transcription factor activity, RNA polymerase II-specific. Gene Ontology annotation, biological process: regulation of transcription by RNA polymerase II; neuron differentiation. Gene Ontology annotation, cellular component: nucleus.
AGUCGAAAGCGUUGAACGCAUGCGUGUAGAUUUUCCGUAGCAUCGUGUGCGCUCUCUCAUCUCCUCCGUGCGUACAAUUGUUCUCUGCGAAGUGUGCGUACGAAUCCGGGGGGAUAACGUCGUUCGCGAGGUGCAUCCAAAGAUCUUUGUAAGGAUAUUCGGGGGAAUUUUCCAGCAAUAGAAUUUCACCAUUGUGUUUUGGGUUGUAUUGGUGUUUGUGCGGAAGUGCGUUGCGUGUUCAGUAAAAUCGGUUGUGGUGCAAAAUCGAUAAUUUUAGAAGAUUCUAUUACCUCAAGUGGAUCGUUUUUGCAAAAUCACGAGACAAUCCACUUCAAAGGCGUUUGAGAGUGAAAGUGACAUAUCUGCGGCUUCCUAUGCAGCCGCGGAAAAACCUACGGACUUGACGAAGAAAAUCGAUAAGUGACCGGUUUUCGUGGCGAGGACGUCUGAAAGAAAUUUCAGCUUGCGAAGGGCACUUCUUGAAAAUUGCUGCUUAUCUCGAAUCGGUCUCAACCGUCUCGCCGGGAUAAAUCGAUCAUCGAAGGAACGUACGAAACCGGCUCGCCGGUUGCAGCAGUGAAUUUCUCUUCUUUUCGGUGUUCUUUAAUUUCUUUUCUUGAAACAAUCGAGAUAAGCGAUCUUACUCCGAAGACGAAAACAACGACGACGACGACGACGUCGACAACCGUGCCUUCCGUAGGCAUCUCGGGACAAACGAUUCGACACGGUGGGAGUGGAAAGUGAUAUUCAAUGCGCGGCCGGUACGAUCUAUUGCAGAGCUAUCGAUACAACUUCAUCUAGCCAGCUAACGAUCGAUCCAUCCAUCUAUCCAUCCUGCAUCGCCGGUUAUAGACAGGACCGAGUUGUAUUGACAGUUUUGGUGAAUUAGCGGCUGUGCCCGAGUCGGAAAAAAGAGUAAGAAAAAAAUCAGUUGAACGAAGGCACAGAAACCUACUGCGUGACGUGAUGUUAUCAGUUUUGGGACUGUGAGAUUCAUUCAUAGAAAUUGUGGCUGUAGUCUGUCAAUGGUGGAUCGGUGAAGUCAAGUGACCGCUCGAGAAUAGAAUUGAUAACCGAGACGCAGCUAUUUUAAUACUUUUUGCAACGUGGUGAGAAAAGUUCGAUUUUUUGCAAUCAUUUUUGUGACCGUGGUGCAGUGCUAAAACGGUGACGUUGCAUUCGACGGAACACGGGGUACCCGGUGCGCGGACCCCGCUGGGAGUAGUACCGGUAAACAUCAGCCAGCCGCCGCUUCACAUGGGAGUUUGUACGGAGGAGCGCCCUGUAAUGCAUUGGCACCAGAGCGCUAGGUUUCUUGGUCCACCCCGCGAGCGAAGUCCAGAUCUUAGCAAUGCUUGUCAGAUCAACGCAAACAACAACAACAACAUCAACCACCGGACGUGCAUAUCGUGCACGGAUACCUGCGAGCAUAGUCUUAAGGCCAGCCACGGGGGCGGAGGUAACCUAGGUUCCGCCCACCUUUACCACGACAGUUGUCACAGCUACGAUUCGGCGCCGGAUCGACUGAUAGCCGACAGGCCCAACUACUACACCGAUCUCAACCGAAGUGACUGUUCGGAUACUAGCAGUAGUGUGCUGAAUAGUUGCAUACAGCUCAAAUCGGAACCUCCGGGUGGUCCGAGUAGUCCUGAAUCUUCCAGCGAGUUACCUCCCUCCGGAUUAGAAGAAUGCGCUGGCUGUGAUAUGCCGAUACAGGACCGCUUCUACCUGUCAGCUGUUGAGCGCAAGUGGCACGCUACCUGUCUACAGUGCUGCAUCUGCCGGCAAACGCUGGAAGGUGCGAACUCCUGCUUUUCACGUGAUGGGAAUAUCUACUGCAAAACAGACUACUACAGAGUAUUCGGCUCGAGACGAUGUUCGAAAUGUCUGGCUUCAAUUAGUUCCUCCGAGUUAGUUAUGCGAGCUCGACACCUAGUUUUCCACAUACGGUGCUUCUGCUGUGCGAUCUGCAAUACCCUGCUCAACAAGGGUGACCACUUUACGAUACGGGACUCGGCGGUGCUUUGCAGAUCCCACAUAGACAUCCCACUGGACCCGGGAGCACCCAUCCCACUGGCAAUGCAGUGUCAGUACCCGAGCCAGUACGGUAACUCCCCCAGUGCACCGUUGAGUCCGAGCGAUUCGACCGGAAGCAGCAAGAUGCCACCGGCCGGUUACUUUUCGCCUCAUCACGCCGUUUCCGCCCUGCCUCAGCAACCCCGCCAGAAGGGACGACCCCGGAAGCGGAAACCGAAAGACAUUGAAGCGAUGACUGCUAGUUUAGAUCUUAACACCGAGUACCUUGAUUUGGGCUUCAGUCGAGGCCUGGGCUCGUCGUCGCGGGCCAAACGGAUGCGAACUUCGUUCAAGCACCAUCAGCUGCGUACCAUGAAGUCCUACUUCGCCAUCAAUCACAAUCCGGACGCGAAGGAUCUCAAGCAGCUGUCGCAAAAGACCGGCUUGCCGAAGCGGGUGUUACAGGUCUGGUUCCAGAACGCACGCGCAAAAUGGCGCCGGAUGAUGAUGAAGCAGGAGGGCAAAAUCAUCGACUCGGACAAGGGCGACGGUUCGCUCGAUCUGGAUGGGUACGUGUCCCAUAGCCCCGGGUCGUACAUCAUGGGCGGCCCCGGUAGCCCGUCUUCGCUGGACUAGUGCCUGAUGACAGUCACGGUUCGGCGGCGGAUGCUGCAGGAGCACUUUAACAAUAGGCUGCACCACCACCGUCAUCAUCAUCAGCAGCAGCAACAGCAGCAUCAUAAACAACGCAAUCACCAAGAUCCACGGACGACGAAUCAUCAGCAACAGCAAGUCGGAAUGGUGGACGCGGGGUCUACCGAUGCAACAGGGAGUUGAUUGUUAGGCCGAGAAAUUUCCAUAAAAAAAUUUCUGUCUACAUGCUGGAAUCGUCUCGAGGAAUUCGAGGGAGGUUAAUUGAGCGAAAAAUAUAGCGACUGCCAAAAACAAAAAAAAACACCACAACCCAAAGCGGAAGUGAACCUGCGUUUGCGUUUAAGCGCCUUGCUUAUUACCAUUUGAGCAAAGACAAUGAUGGUAUUAUAUUCAAAUUCUUGUUUUGCUACCGCUUUUUACCACAAGUUUGACUCCGACUUGAACCAUAAAAACCAAUGGAAAUCGCGUUCGAACGACUCGAAAUCUCCUUCGAAAUGGUUGUUUCGUACGUACGAAACUGGCCUAUGUAAAAAGAUGUAAAAAAGUGUUCAGGACCAGAAGACGCAGAUAGAGAGAGAGAGCCACAAAAACAACCGACACUGUGGAUGGUUGGUGGAAUGAUCUAGGGGAGGGAGAGAGAAAAAAAAACAGCGUGCGGAGAGUAAUAAUAAUGUAUGCACAUAUGAUUACCAGGUAUGCUGCAUACUUAUGAUUUUGUUAUGUUAAGUUUUAGCUUUUUUUUCAUUAUUCGCUGGAUUUGCCUCCGUCGUUACCCAUGCCUGCCUACGCUGUCCGACUUGCACGAUUCUGACGGGUUACGAUCUUGAAUGUAUGUUUCUGUAGUUGCGUGUAUGCCCCACCGAGGUAAGAUCCGCUGCUCAUCAGGUACAUUUCUUGGCGUUUGAGGUACUGUCGGUUGGGGUGAUUUGGGGAAUUAUUCGGCAAAGAAUUGCGAACGUAAAUCAUGGAUGUUUUGGGCGUUUUGGUGGAAAGUCGAACCUAAAUAGGAAAUAAUAAGAUUUACCUUGAAUUGAAUUUAUCUUUGCAGAUAAGUAUUUCUUCGAAGUCUUUCUGACUUCUUCGGUGUCUGUCACUUUAGAAGUGAACAGACACUGACGAAGUCGUCAAGACGUUACCGAAAUACAUAUUUGUACAGUUGAAUAAAGAUCAUUUGAUGGAAUUAAAAGGAAACAUUACCCAUGUAACCAAUAAGCAUUAUGACGUAGCCUUAUAUCCGCUUUAGAUUUGCAUAUAGGGCAGUCUUUAAGAACUGGUAUGCUGAUGCAAUGCCAGAGAAAAAAGUGGCGAUAUAUUGUGCGAAUACUGUGCAGAGAUUUACAACCCAUUUUCUGCAUUACUAAUGCUAUUAUGAAGCACCAGAAUCAGAACUGUCAAAUUUGAAAGACUAUUAGCAACACUAUUCAUGCUAUUAGAUAGCUUCUACGGGCUGACAUUUUCCUCAACGUCUUAGAACGCGAACGUUUACUUUUCUGUAAGAUAAAGACAAAAAUGAGGAUAAUUAAAAUAAUCAUCAGAACUGUAAUAGACUCUUUCUAGCGAUAUGAGAUGAUCAUUUUUAUCUUAACGGAAUUUGGUUGUCACACGUUAUGGACAACGUUUUACAAACAUUUCCUUUAUUGUAUCUCGAAUAGAAGUACCCUUACAUUGCAUCGUCAUUCACGACGUUUGCGCCCCAUUUGCUACCUAGGCUAUAUUGAAAAUAUUGGAAUGCAACGAAAUUUGUAGUAUAAAAUACUCAAGACGAGAUACAUUAUGAAUCAUAUCACAGCUUUGAAUUACCAUUAUAUUGGCUUUAUAUUUGCUUAUAAUAGCGCUGAACGUACAUGUAAGUCAUCCAUGCUUAAAAUAUAUUUAAGGAUUGUGUGCGUUAAAUCAGCUUUAUAUGCAUAAUGUAUGCGGAGUGAAAUUUGGACAACCCUUCCAGCAUUUAAACAAAAAUGCAACCCUGUGCAAGGCACCAUACGAAACUUCAUACUCUAGGCACACAUAUUUUAAGCAUCCAGUGUUGAUUUCGACCCACUAGGAAAUACCAUGUGAACAAAAUGGCAGCAAAUGCCUAAUCUGGCACCUAGCCAUAACGACAAAAGAAUAAAUUGGACGCAAUGAAGGAUUAUGGCAUACCUUUUGUACAAAAAUCUGAUAACCCUCCAAUUGAGGAUUUCGGGGCUAAUUUGAAGCGAAGAGUAUAUGCCAAUAUUUUUUUAUCUAACGCUAUCAAAUAUGUGAUAAUCGAAAUUAAGAAAGAUUUCAAUAAAAUGUUAACAUCACCUUUUUGACUGCUCUGCAAAAAGUUACUGCAAACUAUCGUAAAGCUUCUCGAAUAAGCUCAAAUAUCUUCUACAUUAAGUUAAUAAGCUUUCAUAUAGAGAUAACAUUUAAUAGAGAUAUUUCUUUAAAAAAUUGCCUUUUGAAUUUUGUCCAAAUUUUAUUCCGCACACGUUAUAUAGAGUUACCACCACAGAGAACAGACAUACAAGCUAGAGCAAACUUUCCCGAGAAAUCUGUGUAAACAGUUAAAUUAAAAUACGUUGAAAAUCACCAUCGCGUUCAGGUUCGCAUGCGUGAUUUACCAUUGUAUCCAAGUUUGCAUACAAGUCCCGUAUAGCGAUUGCUGGCCGAUCGAAGCGCCAGCCGGUGGCAAGUUGCUACUUGCUGUAGUCAUUUCAAAGCGACAGUUUUAUUUCUUACACACGUUGAAAACUUUACUUGUAUGUCAGUUCUCAGUGUUACCACUAAAGUUACCCAAGUAACUAAUAUUACCAAGUGGCCACAAGCAUAAAGCCAUUGUACAAUAAUGGCUGUACAUUUGUUUUAAGGUUGCAUUCAAAUUCCAUUGUAGCAUUUGCAAUGCAAUCAAGCUCUAUAUUGGCAUUAAAAAAGUAUACAGGCACGGCCGAAAUACAUAUACUUUCGCCGACGAUAUGAAUUUUUUCGACAAUUACAGGAUAAAACCGAUGCCGAGCUUCUUCAGAGGGAACUGGAGAGCUUUAGUACGUGGUGUGAUCUAAACAGAAUGAUUUUAAAUCCGAGUAAAUGCUCAAUCGUUACCAUUUCUUCGACACGAGCAUUCCAAUCAAGGAUCUCGGAGUCAUUAUGGAUUCGGCACUAACGUUCAAGUUAUCAAGACAGCUUGGGUUCAUUUUCCGAAUAGCGAAAAACUUUUGGGACGUAUACUGUCUUCAAUCGCAUUAUUGCGCGUUGGUCCGCUCAACGUUAGAAUAUUGUUCUACUGUUUGGAAUCCGUACUACCAGAACGGGAUUGGCAGAAUCGAGGCUGUCCAACGCCGGUUCAUACGCUUCACCCUUCGACAUCUCCCAUGGCGAAACAAAUUCAAACUGCCGAACUAUGAAAACCGUUGUCAGUUAAUACAUAUCGAUACUCUCAGCAUUCGGAGGGACUGCUAUCGAGCCCUACUCGUCUCGGACUUACUCUGCGCCAGAGUGGAUUGUCCUACAAUCCUCGGAUGUCUGGAUCUUCAAGCCCUCGUUCGAGCUCUACGUAAUAACUCUCUUCUGCGAGUUCCGUUCAGGAGAACCAACUGUGGUUGCCAGAGCGCUGUUAUUGGACUCCAGCGAAUUUUUAACAUUUUUUUUUUAAUUUUUUUUUUAGCGACGGCCUUUGACUUCAACCGGACGCGGAAUUUAAUAAAAGCGAAAAUCUUGGUUAUUUUGAAAUUUAAUUAGUUUAAGCUACCACCAUUGGGGCCAAGGGGCCUAUUGGUAAAGGUAAUAAAAAUAAACAUUUAGUGUUAUCAUAUAGCGAAUAUAAAGCCGAUAUAAUGCUAUUGUAAUGCUAUGGAUUUAUUCGUUAUGAAAUAAGUUGAAAAUUGUAAAUAAGUUGAAAAUUGCAUUCGAACAUAUGCAAUAUAGCCUAGGCAGCGAAAUCAGUACACUUGCGUGAAUGACGAGCAUGACACCUCUGUUCGAGAUUGGCAAUUUUCGUAAAACAUUAUUCAUAUCGCGUGAGAACAAAAUUCGGUUUAGGAUAUUCAUUCAAUACAUUACAAGGGAGUCAAUUACAGUUCUAACAAAGAUUUUAAUAUCUUUUUCCUUUUGUUCAUCAUAUUGAAAGGGAAACCAAAAAAGUGCUGCGAAAACAUUGCGGAAAUGACAUUUAAUUGGAGCUUUAUAUUAGCUUGAGUUGUGCCGAUAUCAGGCUUUCAAAUGUGACCCUUAUUCAUUGGCGCAAUAGAAAAACAUUAGUAAUGCAAAAAGGGGUUGUCAAUAUCUGCACAGUACAAGCACAAUAUUUCGUUUUUUGGCAUUAAAUCAGCAUUAUAUUAGAAUAUAGAGCUUACGGGACUUUAAGACUGCACUAUACACAGGUCUAAAACAGAUAUUACCCAAGUAACCAUAAGCAUUAAGCCAUUGCCCAAUAUUGCCUGUACAUUUGCACUAAUGUUGCAACUCCAUUGUAGUAUUAACAAUGAAUUCAAGCUCUAUAUUAGCAUCAUAAAAGUAUACUUACAAAGCCACAACAAAGCGUUACUGCCUGCUCUGUAUACAUAUAUAAAGCUAAUAUAACGCGUACAUGCUUCAAGGAUCUUUAAAAUAUUCAUGCUUUACAUAUGCAUUUAUUGCCAUUAUAGAGCAAAUAUAAUGCCGAUAUAAAGCUAUCGUAAUGCUUUACCGAAAAUUCAUUAUGCAAUUUUUGUUGAAAAUCAUAUUCGGCAUAUUUCAUUUCAUUCGAACACAUGCAAUAUAGCCAAGGCAGCAACGGCAAUAUACUUUUGUUCGAGUGUUAUUAAAGGCAACUUUCAUAAAAUAUUCUUCGUAUCGUAUGAGAGCGGUAUUCCGUUAAGGAUAUUCAAUACAAUGCAUUAGAAGUUAACAACGGUUUUAAACAUUAUUUUAAUUUUUUUCCUUUUUCACGUCAUACCGAAAAUUCAAGUCAUUUUUAUUAGCAUGAUUUGUGCCAAUCUUAGGCUUUCAAAUUUGACAUUUAUAUGCUGGUGCUAUAUAAUAGCAUUAGUAACGCAAAAACGGGCUGUCAAUCUUUGCACAGUAAUAGCACUAGUAUGCCUUGAUUUAAAGCAGAUAUAAAGCUACGUUAUACUGCUUACUUGGGUUAUAACGUGACCCAAUAUUUACUAUAAAUCUGAUAUAAUGCUGACAUUGAGUCAGAAAAGGCAAAAUAUUGUGCUGUUAUUGUGCAGAGUUUGAAAGCCCGUUUUUGCGUUAGUGAUGCCAUAAUAUAUAACCAAUAUAAUACCAUCAAAUGUAAAACUUUCAAACCCUGUUAUCGGCACUACUCAUGCUAUUAGAACGCGCUAAUGGGCUAUCAUUAUGAAUUUAAAAUUGAAAUUGAAUAUUUUUUUACUUUUUAACGACAUUCGUUUAGCUAGAGAUUACUGAGUAGGGAAAGUUAUGAAAAUUAAGAGCCAUUGUGCUCAAGUGAGAGCAAGGAUGUGAAAUAUACAGAUCGGAAAACUAGAAGUGGCCGGGCCAUUAGAAACAGGCUAAAAGUCUUAUGGACUAAUCUUUUGUCUUCUGCUGACAGGCGUCGAGCUUAGACAGUAUUAUUAGCCUAAGUUCGACUCCUGCCAGCAGAAGACAAAAGAUUAAUCCGUAAGACUGUAAGCCUGUUCGUAAUGACCCUGAAUAAAAAGGGGGAAAAUAUUUAAAAAAUUACUAUUUUAACUUUUAACAGUUUCACGUCAAUUUCCUAUUGUAAGUCUCGAACAGAGGUACCUUGCCUUGCCGUUCACGACUAGUGCGUUGCUUUUGCUGUCUAGGCUAUAUUGCACGUAUGUUCGGAUGCAAUGAAAUAUGCCGAAUACAAUGCUCAAGUGGAAAUGCGUAAGGAAUAGUACCACAGCAUUAUAUAAGCAAUAUAUUAGCGUUAUAUUAGCUCAAUAAUAAUAGUUAUGAUUACUUGGGAACCUUUUAAUUUUUUCUAUCUUUUCAAUGAAACUGCCAAAACUAGCUCAACAAAAGUUCUUUUUGAAACGUAGAAGUAACCUAAACGGAAGAUUUAUCAAAGGCAAUCAUACUAUUUUAUUUCAAGAACAUCUUUUCACAAGGGCUUUAUAACCGUUAUUUGUAGAAUAAAACUGGCCAAGAAUGAGUCGUAGGAAUUCAAUCCUUCUUUACUCAUAAUAAAAUUGUGACGUUUUUCAUUUGCUAUGGUUUUCAAGAUAUAUGUUUGAUUGUUUGUUUAUUGUUGAUGGAGACACGCGAAUAACCUCUGUAGAGACCUAAUUUCACGAGUCAAGUAUUCUUAAUAAACCAAAAUUAAAAUUUUGAUUUGAAAUGACAUUUAGAACCAUAGUCUGUCAGAAAACAUUAUUUUGGCCUGGAAAAUAUUAGGAAAUUUCAUAAAGAUGGCUAUUGAUAUUUAUUUUUAAAGGUUUUAACUGCAAGUGUCAUUCACCUUUUUCUGAAACAAUAUAUACAUUUCAAUAUAUUCAAAUUCAAAUUCAAAAAACAAAAAACGAACAUUAUUGUGAUUGUCUAUACUAGGCGCACGACUUUCUGUACCCUCUCUACCCUCUACUUCGCUCUCGCAUAUGUCCAUGUCGUUGUAGCUAGGUCGGUUUGGGUUUUCACUGUUGAUUGUUGUUUGAUGUUUCUUGUGUUUCUAAGUGAACUUGACGCCCCACAUCAAAUUGCAUCACGGAAAAAACGCUGUACAAUAUUACCUAGUGGUCCGAUCUUUUUCAAACUUGCAGACAAUGCAAUAUAACCUAUUAGUAAGUUUUUGGUAUUAUUAUUUCAUUGAACUUAAAUACCAUAAUCGUACGCUUGCACUUUACGCUUAGCUCCACUCAUUAGGUUCUGUACAACUUCUGGCUGUAGCUUGGAAAUUGGUUCUUACCCAAAUUUUUAGGGAAAAAUACCAUAGUCCUGGCUCUAAAAUAGUGUCGGAUUCUGACGAGACGAAAAUGAAAUGCAAAUUCCAUAACUAUUUUAUGAUUUCGGUACUGUACAUUUCAGUUCGAGAAUUUCGCAUGGAACGAGAUUUUCCAUCGCCACACCAUGGAACGGUACCCAUACUCUUCGGCCUGAUCUUUCUCUCUCUCUCAUCACGUCUGAUCGUUCCAUUGUAAACGCAUCAAGUAUCAAUGCUUCAGCUGUUCAUUCUUCCGAAGCUCCCCAUACGCCAGGUUGAAGUGGCUUUGUAGAUGAUUGAGCAAGUCAAACCGAAAAGGGCGGUGCACUGACAAACAUACACGCACACAGAGAUACCCCACUAGAUCGAAAGAAGAAAAGAUCGAAUCAUUGUCCGUAUCUCGGCAUAUUUUGCGCGAAUGGCUCUGCGGUUGCUUCGCUGAAACGUUCUGCUCUGACAUAGGGUCAUAGCUCGCGGUAGUUGUCUUCUGUUCACUCUCGCGACAGUCUCCGGGUAUUAGUCUUUCUUCGUCAAACCGGCCGGUCUGGCUCAAUGAUCGGUGACGGCGACCAUCCACCCGUGACAUCUUAACGUCAACUUGCUUCGCUCUCGGUUUUCUGCACAAAACACAAACGUCACCGUGCACGGACUCUGUUAUUGUACUCUACCUACUUACUCAUGAUUUUUGCAAACAGUUCGCAUGAACCACUCGGGUCGCGUCGGAUGGGCAUUGAUGCAUGGAUGAAUGAAUAUGCGAAUAUAUGUAGGCAUGGGCAUCACGGGCACUUGUGCGCCGCUGGCAGUUGGAUAUGAAUAAGCAAACGGCGAAGAAGGCAAAACGAUGCAUUGAACUGAAAUUGAAUUUCAAAUUUGAUGAAUGAGUGCGCUCCCGCGGUAAGGCUCGCGAGGGACGAGCCCGAACGUUGGGUCUGAUGGGUAGAAAUAAGACAGCGCCCCAUAAAUUGUAUACGUACUAAAAGUAACAAGACAAUGUGAAAUACAAGCCUAGUGUAGGUAUAAUUUUUCUGUGUAGAUAUGCGAAAAAAAAACUUCUUACUAUUUAAUAAUCGAACCCGUAGAAGAGUGACAGCUGUAUAGAGGAAAAUGUUUAAAUAUAAAUUCCAGAUCUCAAACUAAUGGUUCAUACACUAUUCGAAUGGAGAGCUCAAAGACACUGACAGUAACUAUAAUUGACCUUUACCACAACUUACAGGAAUAACUUUUCAGCGCAAAGACUUGGAACAUUUCGUCCAACAAAUAUACAUAAAUAGUACUUUUGAGAGUCAUUGAGAUGAGAUGGAAUAACCAGAAUCUUAAUUUUGCUAGGAAAGUAAAUAGAAAUAGAGAAAUGACGCCGAUGAUGUAUAUUAUCGAACAAAUGAGAUAUGAUCGUACUGUUUUCCACUGCUCAAAGAGAUUUGAUCGUAGUACAUUUAGUGUUCCAGGACAGUGAGCAAACUGACAUAGCUGGAGUAAUGAGAUAUUGCUUUAUUUAAGGUUUUAAGGGAGCAGUAAUAUGUGUACAGAAUGUAGACCAAUUAGAAGACCGUAAUACGAAUAAGAAGAAUUAAUUGACCGUAAU